GGGCGCAUGUCGUACCCGCUGUUCUACAACGUCGACAGCGGGGUACACUUCGCCUUUCGUGCUCUUGUGCGGACCUAAGCUGGGCGUAUGUGCUCAAGAGCAAGUAAUUCUUAGCUUGAUUAGCUGGUGGAAGCCUCGGCGCGAUUGAACCGCGGUCCUCCCCUGGCUGUCCAUGCUCUGGAGAGUUUCUCAGAUUUUCGGGCAUCUUCAUCGCGCCGCGCUACAGUUCACAGGACGUGGCCAAUUCCUCCAUCCUCUUCUCCAUUUUCCAACAUCCUUCCGCAUACGAUGCAUGUCGGCAGCGCUUGCCCUACAGGCUCGCGCACUCUUCAUCACCCCUACGAUUUUGAUCGAGGAACGCACUUGGUACAAGAAGCCAAAAGAGUUAGGCAGGAAUGCCAACCGUGGAGCCGGAGAGAACAAAGGACCUGCGAGACCUCACGCGUAUGCCUUGCGGUCUCUACCCCAGCCUCGGGCGGAUUUGGUGAAGAUGGUCGACACGCUCUUCAGACGAAGGAGAGCUGCGGACUGCACCGUCGAAGAUCUCAAGUCCCUUGCGCGGGACCCAGAGGCCGUUUCUCACCUCGAAGAUCCCGACAAAGCUCGACAGCUAGCAGUGCUGAUGGUGAACACCGGCGUGCCUCGCCGAGCGUGUCGAGUGUUUCUGUUGGCCCGUUACUUUGGCUGCGAGUUCAAGCAAAAUGCCUACGAAGCAGUUGCCUAUCAGCUGGCUCAGACCGGGCAGUGGGCCGAGAUUCCCUCUGUGGUCGCCCUAGGUCGGCGUCAGACCGGACGUACGACCGCUCGUCUCCUCAACUGGAGGACACGAGCUCUCGUGGAGAUAUCCCACUUUGGCUUGCUGGACCAUGUCCUAGAAGAGUUCGAAGAAGAAAAGAUAUUACCCAAUCGCAGGACCUAUCACACACUGGUCUCGGGCCACCUCCGCAACCGCGACCUGGCAAAGGUAAAGGAGUGCCUAGGCUGGAUGGAGGAUGCGGGCUUCCCUAUGGACGCGUCGACGCAUGCUCUACUUGUGUCUUCGUAUCGUUCUUUGGGUCGCGACAGUCUCGUACAAGGGCAGGCUCUAGGAUCACUGCAAGAGCUCGGGGAACGAAACGCAACAGCGGUUGUCAACAGCCUAAUUCAACUAUCUCUCGAUUCUCGCGAUAUUCAGAGUGCCCUCAAAUAUCUGUCUUUCUUCGACAAUCCGUCAACUCACUUCCCUGGCGGUGAUAGAUCCGAGGCCACUUGUCCCGGCCCUAUUGCGUCCAAGCGACAUCCCACCCUCGCUCCUGAUAUUGCUACUUUCACCAUGUUGACGAAUUAUGCGGCACGUAUGCGCGAUCUCCCCCUAGCUCUGGAAAUGGUCGAGCGUAUGGAUCAUUUCGGCGUUCGCGCGGACGACGCGUACAUCGCUGCCCUGAUUCGUGUUUACUGCGCUGUAGGCGAGGUCUCGGUCGCAUUACGAAUCACCGCCACAAUAUGCAAUGACAUACCCGCCGCUCUAUCGCUGCUGAGGACCCUUGGAUUGAAAAACGAUAACUCAGGCGGGCCGGCCCUUGCACUCACGGAUGUCGAUGUGAGCAUCCGCAUCCUGAAUGCUCUACUCACUGGUGUCCUGGGUACUCGGGGAUUGCCCGGGAUGAGAGCCGUUACCCACCUCAUGCUUGUAUUCGGACUGGAACCCAACGAAGAGACUGUAGAGAUUCUCAUGUCCUACCUUACCUUCCAAGAGAAGGUCUCUCCGAAACAGCUCAAGAACGCUUUGAUGGUGGUUCCCAGACGUGUUCAGCCUACUCUGCGACAUGUUCACAUUCUCCUCCGUGCUAUUAUCGGCAAGCGACUGGCGUUACAAUAUCCUCGUGGUUGGGCCGCUAUCGCCGCAGUGGCAAACAAAGAUCCCCCCUCUGAUGAUUUCUCUACGUCCCAUCUCGACAUGGGUCCAGCACCGGGCAUGUUGGAACGUAUGGCAAUGGCCGUGCUGCAAGGAAAGCCUUCAUACCGUGGAAUUACUCGACGUCUAUUGCAGUCUCUCAUGGAUCGCGAUGUCAGACCCGACCGCGCGACCGUCCACCUAGUCUUACGCCACGAAGCCCUCGUCAAACGCAACAUGGCUCGCGCUCGAACAGCUCUUAGUGUUAUGCUGGCCCGUGGCAUGCAUGCGAACGAAUAUCACUUCGCUACUAUCAUGCAGGGAUAUGCCCUGUCUGGAGACGUGCGCACGGCGGAGAAGGUGCUUUGGCGCGCCAAGGAUGCGGGCUAUGGUACGGAUGCCGUGCUGUACACUAUCCUUAUGCACGGCUACGCUCGUCUCCGGCAGCCGAAGGAGGCCGCUCGGAUUUUCCAUCUUAUGCUUAAGGAGGGCGUCCAGCCAGACGUUGCCGCCGUGGACGCUCUUGCCAGUGCCUACUUCGCCGUGCGAGCAUUCUCGGCUGCGCGGAGAAUUCUCAUACAGUCCUGGGAACGCUUUGCGCCGUUUCCUCCCGAGCUGCACGACGCGAAUUUGCGCACACUCGCUGUCGCCUUUAGGAACCUCGCACCGCAAGGCAUCGUGCCGUUCAACCGUCGAUCACGGCGUGUACUUCGUUUCAAGCUCAAAAGGAUCAUGCAGAACUUUGGAAGUAGACGUUUUGGAGCACGUCGAGGGAUACAGGAGAGGACGCGGCACAUCCGGGUUGUAUCAAGCGUCGUAUCUCAUAAUAAACGAGCUACAUUACAGUAAUAAGCCUUUUCCUUGUCUGUCUCAAGUGGACAUAUCGGCGGUAAAGUAGGCCAUCUUAGAUAUACCAGCUCAAGCCGUCAUGCCGUCUCGUUCAUGAUAGGGAAAACUUCAGAUCCAGAAGCCGCAGCGCAUCCCGCACACCGUCGGCGUUAACUUGUCUAACCCGCUGCCUGCCGCAUUCAACGAGCACCUCCUGUGGAACAAGCUGCAGCGACGGCGAGAGCCGGUCGCGGUCGGGUCCGCACAAGCGAGCAUCAGUAGGUGAAGCUGACGUGGUCGCUGUGUGCGCUGUUGCAGGUGGGACUGUGGGAGGGGAGAUGCCUCGCUCCGGAGUGACAGUGCCUGGCGCUGGGAAAAUCUCCACACGAGGCCCGCUACACUUGAAUCGUCGAGCUACAACGUCUGCGAGGAGGUCGAGGUCCGCAAAGCUGACGUUGGGGUGUGACUUGAUUUGACGCCACGCGUCGUCGCAUGAGACGGUAUCGCUCGCCGCGACCGGAGGAGCAGCUGACGGCUGAGAAGGAGCAUCACUGGCCGCCGCCACAGGAAGACCGCUCUCACGGCCACGGCCGCGACCACAGCUUGUUGGAUUCCCACAACAGCCGCUGCCAGCCGACGAGCCACAUCCGCCACUGCCGGCACGAGAGGGACAGUCGCUACAAGGCGUGUUGGAGGCGACAGACUUGCUUAUCGCAGAGCAGAAAGCUUUGCCAAAGUCGUCGUCGGCACACGCGGGACAGUUGGAAGGGUCACCGGUACAAGUAGGUGCCACGGUGGAGGACGGGCAGGACACAGGGAAAAUGAAGUUGCCAGCCGGCUUCGCAGCAGAACGGCGCCGAAGAGGAACAGGGGGUUGGUAAGCAGGAAGAUUGUCUAGGAUGGACGUCUGCUCAGGCUCGGGCAAUGGCUGAGACUGGGGAGCGGCGAGCUGUAGGUCUGUUCGCAGGGAAACGGGCCUUCUCUCAGUGUGCUCCACUUUUAACGGCUUAGAGUAGCGUUGCUCGGCAGCACUUUGCAUGGCUAGCUCUCGGCAAACGCACGGCGUGCUGUCCGUGCAAAAGCCACAGUUGAAAGUAUCGAGGCCGCCUCCCGACUCAAACACGUUUGUCUUCCCCGAGGAGAUGAAAUCGAAGAGAUUGCCAAGAGUAUUGGGCUGCCCGAAUACGGGGACGUCUCUCGACGGGGAAAGGGAGGGCACGGGAGAGAAGCUACUGUGUUCAAAUGACGAUGGAGAGGAGGCGAUGGAAGACGGAGAAGACGCGUAAAGAGUCGGGGUGGAGGGCGUACGCCUGAAUGCGUCGAAAGAAUCUGUCGACGUUUUAUGUCUCUUUGGCUGAGGCGCAGUUAUAAGACUGUCGCUGGUGAAUAGCGGGACCUCAUCGCGCCAUCGCUUGCGGGACGCUUCGCGGAGAGUAUCCCGCUCUUGUUCGCAAGCGGCGAGCUUCUCCUGGAGGAGAUUAUUCUCCUUGCGAAGCUUCUCGUUCUCUUCUUUGAGGCGCUUAGCAACGUUCUGCAGGGCAACAUUCCUCUCUAUUUCACCCUGUUCGUACUGCUGGACUUUGAGCUGCAGCUCGGCGAGCUGGCUCUGCUUGCGCUCACGGAAUGCGCGCUGUGCGGCUCUGAGGACCCGAGUGAGCAAGAUCAAAGCGCGUUUAUUAUCAGAACACACCGGUUCUGCACGCGACGGCCCUUCGCGUCGACCUGGAAAGCAUUACGGGACAAUAUAAGCACGCAAGCAGGAAUAUGUUCCAGUGAAUCUACCUCAGGGUCAUCUGCGGAAGAUAGAGGUGAGUCGUUCUUGGGCUUGCGGCCCGGUUUAGGUUUGGCAGGGAUGACCCAUUCCUUGGAUGCUAGAGGGGGAUUGAUAUUAAAGUCAGUGCACAAGCAGCGGGGAGAAUGAGAGGAGCGACGUACGGGUCGCCCAAAGCAUGGUGGAUGAUGACACUGCAGGGACGCCAACCCCUGCGCUCAUCGCGGAAAACGAUAUUGGCAAUGACGGCGAUGGCGGAGGAUAGUCUGUCCAACAGGAAGCCCAGGGCGAUGGCAGACGGGGUUAAGUACGAGACCCUCGCGAUGCGGGUGAGGGUGUUAACUGAUAAGAUAUCGC
This is a messenger RNA of Phanerochaete carnosa HHB-10118-sp, 4829 nucleotides long. RefSeq lists its product as uncharacterized. The coding region runs from base 173 to 2722 and encodes 849 amino acids. Lineage: Eukaryota; Fungi; Basidiomycota; Agaricomycetes; Polyporales; Phanerochaetaceae. The transcript has 2 exons. Gene Ontology annotation, molecular function: protein binding. The record is from RefSeq and is a predicted model, not a curated record.